AAGAUUUCUUCCUUAAUUGAAGAAGACCCCAACUGCCUAAAUCAGCAGGGAUGAAUGCAUGGAUGGGGAAAUCGCUCAAGGUUGCUUGCAUUCAGAAGGCAGAAAGGAUCACAGCUGUGGAUGAAGGUAAUUAAACAUUCUGAGCAGAUCCUGAAGACAGCAUUGAUCUCCAAGAACACACAGCUUGUGAAGCUGUAUGAGAAUCUUGAGUCUAGGGAGAAGUGUUUGCUGAAUGAAGCGUUUCAGCCAGACAGUGUUCUCUUCAGACCCAUCACUCUUCAUUCGGAGUCAGACUGGAUCUCCUCACACCCUGAGCCCACCCAGGACUUUGAACAGUUUUAUAAUGAUCCUUACAGAAGCAGACCGACAUCUCAGAAAAGUGCCAUUUAUGUACAGCCCAUUGGUUCUUUUGGGGACACCAAAGUUAGUACGGAGGAUUAUAUGAAAUGGUUGAAGGAUUACUGUGAAGCCUUUUACUAUGGCUUAUCUGUAAAAAUCCUGGAGCCGGUUCCUGUUUCACACACAAGUUGUGCUUUUCGAGUGAAUGAGUAUACAUGCAAUCUACAGAUUCAUGCAGGGGACCUCUUGAAAUACCUAAAGAAGAAAAAGCCAGAAGAUGCUUUCUGUAUUGUUGGGAUAACAAUGAUAGAUCUUUAUCCAAGGGAGUCCUGGAAUUUUGUCUUUGGCCAAGCCUCUUUGACAGAAGGAAUGGGGAUCUUCAGCUUUGCCAGGUAUGACAGUGACUUUUAUAGUGCGAGCUACAAAGGCAGACUGAAGAGAGUCAAGAAGCUUCCCUCAGCAGACUACUCAGUUUUUGAUGGUCCUGUAAUCAGCAGUCUGCUGCUUCUGAGGUCCUGCAAGACCCUGACCCAUGAGAUUGGGCACAUCUUUGGACUCCAUCACUGUCAGUGGCUGCAGUGUGUGAUGCAGGGUUCCAAUCACCUGGAGGAAUCAGACCGACGCCCAUUGGAUCUGUGUCCAAUUUGUCUGCGCAAGUUGCAGUCUGCCAUUGGCUUUCACAUUGUGGAGAGAUACCAGGCGUUACUUGGGUGGAUGGAUGAAGAUCGUAAUGGAAUGGAUGCUGAACUCAGAAAUGAAGCCAAGAUGGGCUUGCUGAAACCUGUGGAAGCAUUUAAGGAGUGUCGAGAGUGGGUAUUAAAAUGUCUUGAUGUCUUGCAGAAAUAAAGCUGUAGGAUGUAUGUAGUAUCAAAGGGGAAACAUUCUCCUCUAUUUAAAGAGUUACUUUCAGGUUGACUACUUCUAAAACUGUUGUUACUUGAUAUGGAUCAUCCACUGCAUUGUAAGGAUCUGUAAAUAAAAAUCUAUCCCUUUGUUGCUGAACAUUUUACCUUUAUACCCUCCUUCCCCAGACAGUAACUAUUUCUGCCAUGACCUUACGAUAUUUGGUCUCUGCUGCUCUCAUAUCAGAAAUCAAGGUACAUUUUAAUCUUAAUUGCAGUAAUAUUCAGAAGAACAUUUAACAUCUUGUAAACAGGGCCUAAUGUGUAGUUUUUAAAAUAUAUAUUCUCAAUGUUUGCGGAG
Messenger RNA from Malaclemys terrapin pileata, 1542 nucleotides. It is a transcript of the gene AMZ2, whose product is annotated as archaelysin family metallopeptidase 2. The record is from RefSeq and is a predicted model, not a curated record. Lineage: Eukaryota; Metazoa; Chordata; Testudines; Emydidae. Gene Ontology annotation, biological process: proteolysis. Gene Ontology annotation, molecular function: metallopeptidase activity.